This is a messenger RNA of Metopolophium dirhodum (rose-grain aphid), 3272 nucleotides long. Its product is annotated as probable cytochrome P450 6a13. The transcript has 4 exons. The record is from RefSeq and is a predicted model, not a curated record. Lineage: Eukaryota; Metazoa; Arthropoda; Insecta; Hemiptera; Aphididae. Gene Ontology annotation, molecular function: monooxygenase activity; iron ion binding; oxidoreductase activity, acting on paired donors, with incorporation or reduction of molecular oxygen. Bases 71 to 1612 code for a protein of 513 amino acids.
UAUACACCCGUAGGUGUUCCCUGUGACAAGUCACAAUAGUUAAGUUAGGUACUUAAAUCAUUUCGUAACCAUGAUUUCGUACCUGACCAGUUGGCUGUUUGACUACAUCUUUCUGAGUUUGAUUAUUAUCUGUACGUUCCUUUACUAUUAUACGACGUCGACGUACGACACAUGGAGGAAAUUAAAUGUGCCGUUUGCAAAGCCGGUACCCUUUUUCGGGAAUAUAUUCAAAAUGUUUACCGGUUUAGAGCACCAAGUGGACGCGUUCGGACGGAUUUAUCAACAGUUUCCCGAUGAGAAAUUUUGCGGUUUCUAUCAAAUGAGCACGCCGUUUUUGAUGCUCCGCGAUCCGGAGCUGAUCAACACGGUGAUCAUCAAAGACUUUUCAUAUUUCACCGACCACGGUAUUGACAUGAACCCUUCGGUGAACGUAAUGGCGAGAAGCUUGUUUUUUGCGACCGGACAAAAAUGGAAAACGAUGAGACAAAAACUGAGUCCGGGAUUCACGUCCGGUAAGCUCAAAGGUACUCACGAACAGAUCCGGGAGUGCAGCGAUCAGCUGACAAACUGUAUAUACGAGAAAUCCCAGGAAACCGACGCCAUUGAAGUGUACGAACUCGUUGGCAAUACAGCCACCGACGUGAUUGGAACGUGCGCUUUCGGUAUGAAAUUGGACACAAUUAAUAACGAUAAUUCGAGCUUUAGACAAAACGUAAAGAAAGUGUUCAAACCCAGCGGUAAAGUAAUUUUCGCUCAAAUACUCGGAGUGCUAUUUCCGAAAAUCGUUAAGUUCUUAAAACUUCAAACUUCUCCGGUGGACGUAGAUGCCAUUAAUUUUUUUCAUUCAGUGUUCGGCGAAGUCAUCGAGUAUAGGACCAAAAAUGACGUGGUUAGAAACGAUCUAACACAGACUUUAAUGAAAGCGAGACAGGAUUUGGUAGUAAGCAGUGACUAUAAGGGAGAAGAAAAGUAUUGUGAAUUGGAUAUAAUCGCAAAUGCAAUGUUGUUGUUUACGGCCGGUUCCGAAACUGUAACUGCCACAGCAUCUUUCUGUUUUUACGAAUUGGCAUUGAACAAAGUUAUCCAAGACAGGUUACGUGCUGAGAUAAUCUCGUCGAAAAUAAAACACGGUGGACAGCUCAACAAUGAAUUUUUGGAAGAUCUUCAUUACGCCGAUAUGGUUUUAGACGAAACUCAUCGUAAGUACACCAUAAUUACCGCCCUGUUGAGAGGAGCUACACAAAAUUAUAACGUACCCGGGGAAUCAUUAUUGAUUGAAAAGGGACAAAAAAUUUUAAUACCAAUUUAUAGUAUACAUCACGAUCCAAAGUAUUAUCCAAAUCCCGAAAUUUUCGACCCAGAAAGAUUUACUGCGGAAGAAAAAUCCAAACGACCAAAUGGAACAUUUUUACCGUUUGGCGAUGGACCUCGCCAUUGCAUAGGAAAACGUUUUGCUGAAUUGGAAUUGAAAUUAAUACUAUCCAAAAUACUAUCUAAAUUUGAAAUUUCACCUUGUGAAAAAACAGAAAUACCGCUCCAGAUGAAUAAAGAACGUGGGAUAACGUCACCAAAAAAUGGAAUUUGGUUAAAUUUUAGGCCAAUUGUGGAUUAGUGUAUGAUAACUAAUAAUUCACCUAAACAUAAACUAAAUUGACUUAACAUUUUAAGAAGUAAUUCAAAUAUAGGUAGGUAUUUUAUUGUCGAUACAAUUAAUAGAUACCACCUACAUAAUACUUUACUGCUUUAACUUGGUAUAAAUUAACUAUUUGUGCCAAUAUUUAUAAAUUGCACAGUUUUCAGUAAUUACAAUAAUAUAGAUCGAAUAAAUAAGCCAUUUAUUGCGUAUUUGAUGUAACAUUAAUCUGGAAUAUAUGUUUGUUUAAAUAUAUUGAAAUACCAUGAUGAUACGCUACUAUUUCUACUAUAGCUACAUAUAAUAUUGAUAUUUUAUGUAAUAUUGUAAUCGCAUUUUAUGGCAAAGGGUUUUAUUUGACUAUCUAAUUUUUUUUUACUCACACGUAUUAAUUGCACAACAUAUAAUUGAAAAUAUAAAUUUUAUAUUGUUACUAGUAAUUUUUUUCUAUUAGAAAUAUUAGGCAGAAUAAAUCUCUUCCAGAAUUAAAACGCAUAUAAUAUAAUAUAAUUUAUAAUUAUUAUAUUAAAUAAUAUGAUAAUUAAUUAAUUUACUAGCUGUUAAUAACUUCAAACUUAUAACUUAUAAGUCAAUAUCAUCGUAAUGUCGUACCGCAGAUCAAUGUGGGUAAGUUUAAUUUGACAUAAUUAGCUUAAAUUUAAUGAAUAUAUAUUUUAAACGUCAUUGUGUAUCACAAAUAAUAAUAUAAAAAAUGGUAAAAAGUUUCAAUUUCUUACAAAUAAUUUUUUUUUGAAUUACGACAAAAUAACUUUGAUCGUUAUUUUUGUUAAAAUAUGCAGUUUUUUAAAAAUUUUAUUUUUACGUGUGUAACAAAAAAAUUGUGCAGCAUACAUAUUAUUGAUAUUUUUAGGUUGCUGUAAGAAUAACUUAUGAGAAACCUUGCAUCUAAAGUUUCUGUCAAGAAGUCAAGUUUUUUUUUAAGAAACAAAUGUUUUAUCAUACAUUUUUUGGAGAAAAACUAAUUGUUUAGAAAAUACUAGGUAAUAUAAAAUAUAUUUUAUGAAAAAUUCAAGUCUCUACAGAGCAACCACCUUCAAAGUUAAGGAUUGAAGCAUAUUUGCUUCUCCAGAAGGAGAAGGUAGACAAAUAAAAAAAAGAAACGCUCAUCAUUUUAUAAAUCCAUCGCUCUGCUAAAAAUCUAAAAGAGUGACAUAUUGUAAUAAACAUUUCAAAAUGACUAAUCAUUAAUUUAUCUUGAAACGACAAUAAACACAAAAAUAUGCUCUUGUUCUGGAAAUUAUCUAUUCAGAAUUACAGUUUAGGUUUCGUUGUAACACCGCACCUAUAGACUAUAGUUCGUUAUUCUUACCGAUCAUCGCUUACAAAAUGUGAAAAUUAUUAACUGUAGUGCUCGUCUUCGCAAUUUUGUAAAAGAAUUUGAUGAAGACAUUUUUUCUUGAGACAACGCUGUACUUUUUUGCAAAGUAUGUGGUGUUAAAGUUUCUGCUGAAAAAAAUAUUCAACAACAUAUCGCUAGAAGUAAACAUAUCCAGCAGCAUUUUCGUCACAUAUAUUAUAAUAAUGUAUAAUAUAUGUGACGAUAAAGGUUAGCAUAUAUUUAUUUAUUUAUACCGGCUAGGAGGGCAGGAUGAUUAACAAACAUAAAAUCUAGUGGAUG